AUGACCACAACUGCUCCAUUUUCAUCAAAUGAAAAUGAACCAUCAUCAUCAAGUGUUUCAUUUAUUCAAUCACAAAAAGGAAAAUCAAUGCUGGUAUUAAAUAACUAUAUUUUCAAAUUGAACAAAACCACAACAAGUACAAAAUACUGGAUAUGUACAUUUGAAGAAUGUUUAGUUAAAGUUCAUACAAAUACGAACGACAAAUUGAUAAAAAUGGUUGGUGAACAUUGUCACCUUCAAGAAUCAGAAAAAAUUGAUAUACAUGCAUUUCGAGAAAAAGUCAAACAACGAGUGAUAGAUGAAACAAUACCAAUUCCACGUAUUUAUGAUGAAGAAUGUGCUAAAACAACAUUAUCAACUGCAGUAAUAGCAGUAUUAUCAAGUGAGCGUGAAAUAAAUAGUGCAUUUAACAAAGCUUAUCGUGCUGUAACACCAACAAUUCCAACAACACAACUAUUUGAUAUACCUGAUCCAUUUUCAAACACAUUAAGAAAUGAUAAUUUUAUAGUUCUAGACUAA
Molecule: messenger RNA, 519 nt
Organism: Rotaria sordida
Lineage: Eukaryota; Metazoa; Rotifera; Eurotatoria; Philodinida; Philodinidae
Source: the annotation of a GenBank genome assembly